AGUCUUCCCUCAGAGAUGGCCCCAGACAGGAAGAUACUUUAUUUUCUUUUUGCUUUUUUCUUCAUUUUGGAUCAAUUACCAUCAGGGUGCAAGGCAGGACUUGAUUAUGCCCAGUUAUUUCCAGGAGGUGAGUUAUCUGUCUGUGAGCCAUGCAGGCUUGGUCGGGGCAAGUGUAGAAAGAUGUGCUUGGAGACUGAGAAGAUUGCUGGAUAUUGCAAGGUGAACUUCUUCUGCUGCCAAGAGAGAAUCUUAUAA
Messenger RNA from Trichechus manatus latirostris (Florida manatee), 255 nucleotides. Its product is annotated as beta-defensin 12-like. The coding region runs from base 16 to 255 and encodes 79 amino acids. The record is from RefSeq and is a predicted model, not a curated record. Gene Ontology annotation, biological process: innate immune response. Gene Ontology annotation, cellular component: extracellular region. NCBI's taxonomy places the organism in Eukaryota, Metazoa, Chordata, Mammalia, Sirenia, Trichechidae. The transcript has 3 exons.